AGCUGCUGCUUCCUGUAUUGAAGCACCACCAGCCAAAGCCCUUCUCGCUUCAGAGCCCAGUGCCCAGUAUUGAAACAGGGAGGAAUUUGUAGCUGAGGUCCCGCGGAGGGAAGAAGCCGAGUCGGUGUCCCGGUGAACCCGAGGCGGCCCGGUGAGAAGCGAGAGGCUCGUUUAGGACUCUAGACGCAGGGCACGAUUUUUACUGGAGCUGGUGCUAGCUAGUAGCAGCAGCUAGGUGGCUAAUGGCAAGUAAGAAAACAGAAAAAAAUAUAUGUUUUUACUCCAGAAGCUAUAGGUGCACCGGAAAACGAGCUGACUUUAUAAAAAGCAUCUCGAUAUGAUAAAAAGAUACACAAAUAUCUGACUGACAUGCUACCGAAAGUAAACUAACUUUGCUAACGUUAGCUAGCCACCUAGAGCUGACCCUGUUGCUUUUUUUCAGACAAGAGUUUCUUAGCAGGAAAACGUUAGAAUAGAAAUUUCACAGCUUUUACUGCAGGUUUGUGCAUUAUUGGAGAAAGUAGUUUGGGGUAAUUGUUGAAAUGGCUCCUAAAAGAAGACCCGUUCCCCUGAACAUAACGCCCAUCGGGGAGGGACAGGCCACCUCCAACACCGUCGAUACUGCUUCUGAAGCCAACCUCGAGGCCUUACAAAAGAAACUGGGUGAGUUGGACCUGGAUGAACAACAGAGGAAACGACUGGAGGCCUUUCUCACCCAGAAAGCUCAAGUUGGGGAGCUGAAGGAUGAGGAUUUUGACCCCAUAUGUGAAUUGGGCGCCGGGAACGGAGGAGUGGUCAACAAAGUCCGCCACAAACCCUCGGGUUUGGUCAUGGCCCGAAAGUUGAUCCACCUGGAAAUCAAGCCUGCCAUCAGAAACCAGAUCAUCAGAGAGCUGCAGGUGCUGCAUGAAUGCAACUCUCCUUACAUCGUGGGCUUCUAUGGGGCCUUUUACAGCGACGGGGAGAUCAGCAUCUGUAUGGAGCACAUGGAUGGUGGAUCCUUGGACCAGGUCCUGAAGGAAGCCAGAAGAGUCCCAGAAGAAAUCUUGGGAAAAGUUAGCAUAGCUGUUUUGAGGGGAUUAGCCUAUCUGCGGGAGAAGCACCAGAUCAUGCACAGAGAUGUCAAGCCCUCCAACAUCCUGGUCAACUCUCGCGGGGAGAUCAAGCUGUGCGACUUUGGUGUAAGCGGCCAGCUCAUAGAUUCCAUGGCCAACUCCUUUGUUGGAACACGUUCCUACAUGUCGCCGGAGAGACUGCAGGGCACACACUACUCGGUGCAGUCUGACGUGUGGAGCAUGGGUCUGUCCCUGGUGGAGCUGGCAAUUGGCCGCUACCCCAUCCCCCCACCAGACGCCAAAGAGCUGGAGAACAUCUUCGGACGGGCCAUUAUGGACAGGGCCGACGGAGAGCCUCACACCAACAUGCAGAGGCCCAGACCCCCAGGCAGGCCUGUGAGCGGACAUGGGAUGGACAGUAGACCAGCCAUGGCCAUCUUUGAACUUUUGGACUACAUUGUGAAUGAGCCGCCACCUAAACUGCCACUUGGGGUCUUCACCAAUGACUUCCAAGACUUUGUGACAAAAUGUUUGAUCAAAAACCCAGCUGACAGGGCCGAUCUGAAGAUGUUGACGAAUCACACGUUCAUAAAACGCUCAGAAGUGGAGGAAGUGGAAUUUGCCGGUUGGAUGUGCAAAACCCUGGGCCUCAACCAGCCCAGUACCCCCACCCGCGGCACUGAGUGACCCGGCCCCCCACUGCCUGACACUCCCUGGGGUCUUGCUUGCCUACACAUACUCGUACACAAGCCAUCACUCACAUUGGCACUUUUCCCCUCUUGCUCUUGGGUGAAAUGGUUUUGCCCCUCCCAUUUAUUUCCUAACCAGCAGCAGGGCCCGUUGAGUCAUUGUACUGUAACACCACGGCUUCACCAUGCCAGUGUCAAAGGGUAGCCACAGCUCACUUUUCAACACUGCUACAGAGGAUUUAAAGCACUGAGUGGCUGCCAUUGUGUCAUCUGAAUUUGCAUCGAUUGACAAAAUGAUUUUGUAUUGUUGAAUAUUCUGUAUUAAUAUUUUCUAUGGCAACAGUUGGUGGCUUGUGGGAGUUGUAUUUUAAUAAAUAUCCUGCUGUAGAGAUUUCAAAACAAAGAAAUCCAAACAUGUCACCUACUUGCAAAUUCUUAAUUCGUUUUAUUGAACGUAAAUGCUGCUAUGCUGAUUUAAAUUCCCUUUGUCAAACUUCUAUAUACUAAAAACGUUCUCUGCAGAGACCUUGCGAUUACCAAUUUGUAAUAAAUCAAAUGUGUUAGCAGAGAGUGCAGGACAAAUCGACGCAUAGUCAUUUUCACUUUUCAGUAAAUGACUGUUGACUCAAAUGAUCCCUUUGUGAAAACUAUCACAAACCAAAGACUAAAAGUUUUUCAAUGGCUGAUCAGUUUUUUUUUCUUUCCGUAUGCACAUUCAAGAACAUCAUAUCAGUGUACUUUGAAUGUUUUGAUUUGUUUCCUUCAGUGAACUACACUCUGAUUGUUUCCUCAACAUACAUGCCCCUCCCACACUGACUUUCACGCCGGAGGAGGCUUUAUGCUGUGGAGGCCUGAUAUAUGCCAUAAUGUCGUUAUUGACAUUGAGAAAACAAAAUGUAUUCAUGGGAUAAUAUAGCAUGGUUUGUUAUCUUUCUAAUACCGUAUGUGUAUUUUAUUUCCCAAGAUCAUGAUAGGGGUUGAUUAUCUGGUGGUUUUAUCAAAAGCCUGAUUCGCUGCAAUGUCAAUAUGCAAUUUCAAUCAUGUUGAUGGAUUUUGACUUUUUUUCCCUCUUUGAUGUUGGGUCUGUACUUUCCCCUGAAGUAUAUUUGGUUAUGUUUUCACUGUACUGCUACGUGUGGUGCUCUUACUCCAGCCUUGAGGCAUGCUUUUGGGAAAAGAUGUACGAUGAAAUACAUUUGAAAACCUUUUCCCUGUGAUUUAACCCAAUUAAUUGGGGUGAAAAUAAAACCCAAAGUUUAAAUGGAACUUCAGAUGUUUCCAGUACUACAGAGGGUUUGACUGAACACUUUAACCCAGGUCAGUGUUGGUCACAUGGUGGUGGUGUUACUUGCUAGCCUGCCGUUUUGCUAGAGCACUUGUAUUCUCUCUGCUUAUGGCUGCCCUUUCUUAUUUCCCCAAAAAUGUGCAUUUGUUCAGAGCAAAAAUGAAUGCAUUGUCACUUGUAUGUGUACAAAGCUAUACACAAUAAAUACAGGAGUACUA
Messenger RNA from Trematomus bernacchii (emerald rockcod), 3247 nucleotides. It is a transcript of the gene map2k2a, whose product is annotated as mitogen-activated protein kinase kinase 2a. Lineage: Eukaryota; Metazoa; Chordata; Actinopteri; Perciformes; Nototheniidae. Gene Ontology annotation, molecular function: ATP binding; protein kinase activity. Bases 543 to 1742 code for a protein of 399 amino acids. The record is from RefSeq and is a predicted model, not a curated record. Gene Ontology annotation, biological process: protein phosphorylation. The transcript has 11 exons.